AUGUCUCAAAACGAGAAUGAAUUUCAUGCAUCGGUGUCUACAAAUGUAAUAAAUAAUCCAAAAGUUAAAGCUAUACCUCAACUAUCUUAUGAGCUUGCAAAUGUAGCAGAAAAAGAUCAGUCAUCUUCUGAUAAUAAUGUAAUAGAGAUCUCUGAAGCCAAUAAUUUUCAUAAACAACAUACCAUGAGUAAAACUCGAUUUAUACUAGUCGUUUUUGGUCUCUCGCUGGCUGUAUUUUUAUCAGCUUUGGAUCAAACUAUAGUUGCUACUGCUUUUCCAGCUAUCGCAUUAGAAUUCAAAUCACUCGAUGAAAUUGUAUGGGUCGGAACGGCUUAUUUAGUUACUGAGACCAUGUUAAUCAUAUCACGUGCUGUUUCAGGUCUAGGACUUGUAAUGAUUAUUAUUACUGAAAUAGUUCCAAUAAGUGAGCGUGGAAAAUACCAAGGGUUGAUUGGUGCUUGUUUUAUUAUCGCAUCUGUUAUGGGACCAUUGUUGGGUGGUGUUUUUACUGACAAGAUCACAUGGAGAUGGGCAUUUUUUAUAAAUAUUCCUCUAGGUAUCAUCACUUUUGUCUUUGUUGUUUUUCUAUUACACCUUCCAAGUCCUACUGGAUCUUUUUGUUCAAAACUUUUGCGCAUUGAUUGGUGGGGUUCUUUUACUCUGUUUACUGCUACUAUUCUCUUGUUAUUACCGCUUAAUUGGGCCGGCUCAAAAUAUGAAUGGAGUGACCCUAUUAUUAUAAUUUUAUUAUGUUUAGGGGGUAUUGGAUAUAUUAUAUUUAUUCUUAUCGAAGCAAAGUUUGCUUCAAAACCGAUUGCUCCUCCUACCACUUCAGGUUUGGAGCUUCUUCCUUUCCUAAUGAGUAUAGCCUUUACAGAUAUUUUUACAGGCCAACUAGUUUCAAGGACUGUUUUUUUUUCUUAUGGUACAAUUUGUAUUUUUGGAAGUAUUUUAAUGGCAGUGGGGUCUGUAUUUAUUAGCAUGUUUUCAGAAAAUACAAGCGAAGGUCAGAUAGUUGGUUACUCAAUAAUUACUGGUAUUGGCAUUGGAUCAAUUAUGCAAACUUCUAUAUUAGCAGGACAAGGAAUUGUGCAAUAUAAAGAUAUUGCUACAGUUACUGCAAUGUUAUCAUUUUUUAGAGAUAGUCUAGUUUUUGGUACAGCUAUCCUAGGCACAGUCUUUAAUAAUGUCUUUAAUUCAAAUUUACCCCCACAAUUUCAAGGGUCUUUGGGUAGCAUUAGUUCAGCUGCACAAGGCCAAAUACCAGAAUUCUUAAUUCAUAAUUUGGUAUUAGCUUUUGAUGCCGCAUUUAGAAUUGUAAUUGUUUUUGCAGGAUUAACAUUUAUCUCAUCAUUGCCUUUAAUAACUGUUAAACCACAUAGAGAUGAUAAAAAGGUAAAACCAUCUCUAGAAUUAUAA
Molecule: messenger RNA, 1419 nt
Organism: Cetraspora pellucida
Lineage: Eukaryota; Fungi; Glomeromycota; Glomeromycetes; Diversisporales; Gigasporaceae
Source: the annotation of a GenBank genome assembly